AUUGAAGAGCUUCUGAAGGAGGUGACAUUGAAGGAGAUGAAGAUUGAUGCCUUCCUCCAUGAAAUUAACAGCCUGCUGAGUGCCAUCCCAGAGACAUCAGAAACUGAACUCACCGACCAGGCCUGGCUUCCCAAGGGCAUGAAGGUCCCAUUCCUGCAGGUGCCGUUCAGUGUGAAGGGGAGGUUCUGUUUCCUGCCCCCAGCCAAGCUGAAGGUGGUGGGCAGCUACCUGCUGGGCACCUGCGUUAAGCCGGAGAUCAACGCGGAUGUGGUGGUGACCAUGGUGCGGGAAAUCUUCCAGGACAAAGAUAACCUGAACCAGCACUACCACUGGAAGAGCGCUCUGUCCCUGGCCCACAUUGCCCAGCACUUCUCCAAGGAGAAGCUCUUCGGCAGCGUGAAGUUUGCCUACGUGAACAGCAACCAUCUCAAGCCCAUCCUGCUCCUGAGGCCUCAAGGCAAGGAUGAGAAGAUGGUCACCGUCUGACUCCAUGCCUGUCCUGUCCCAGGUCUCUUCAAACCCAGCCGCUUCUAUCCCAGCAAGAACAACAUCCAGACAGCCUGGUUCAUGGAGCAGAGCACCCCCAAAGAAGGAGCCAACGAGCCCCCGACCCUGCACUACAACAACUCAAUCCUCUGCAACACGGUGCUGCUGUCCCACCUGCACUUCUUGUCUAGCACAGCCACCGACUUCCCGGGUGCGAAGGAUGGCCUGGCCCUUCUCAAAGUUUGGCUGAACCAGCGGCAGCUCAGCAAAGGCUUGGGGUGCUUCAGCGGCUUCUUGGUCUCCAUGCUGGUUGCCUACCUGCUGAUGAAACGCAAGAUCAUCAGGAUGAUGAGUGGGUACCAGGUGCUGAGGAGCACCCUGCAGUUCCUGGCCACCGCUGACCUGAGUGUGACAGGGAUCAGCCUAGCAAAGGAUGUGGAUGCCUCUCUGCCUGUCCUGGAUGACUUCCACCAUGUGUUUGAAGUGGUCUUUGUGGAUCUCUGUACUGAUAUGACUGCCAGCAAAUACCACCAGGUCCAGUUCGAAGCCAAGCGCUCCAUGGAAAUUUUGGAUGAUCGGAUGGUGGAUGGCUUUCAGGUGCUGCUCAUGACUGCAAAGCCUGUGCUCAGAGCCUUUGACCAUGUCUUCCACCUGAAGCAUGUCUCCAAGCUGCAGGGUGCCUGCAAGAAGAUGCAGCUGCUGAAUGAGCUGAUGGAUCGUGGUGGGAACUAUGUGGCCGCAGCCCUUCCCUUUGUUGUCUUGCUGCUGGCCUGUGGGCUGGCCAGGAGAGCGCUGCUCAUGACUCACUCCUUGCCCCAGAUCCCUGAGUGGCUGAUUGACACUGAGCCCCCAAAACACAAGGAUGUUGGGCCCCUGAGGUUUGGGCUCCUGUUUCAUAGAACCAUAGAAUGCUUUGGGAUGGAAGGGACCUUUAAAGGUCAUCUAGUCCAUCCCCCGCAGGCGCUGGACUUUCGGACCUUCUGGGGGGAGAAAUCAGAGCCGUGGCAGUUCCAGGAUGGCAGCAUCUGUGAGGCAGUGGUGUGGGAGGCUGACACCAUUUGCCAGAAAUGCCUCAUUCCUGAGCAGAUCGUCAGGCACCUGCUGAAGCUCCACACGGACAUUCCCAAAUCCUCCAUCUGCUCCACUGGAUCCCUGCUGGAGUCUGGGACUCCAGUGUUGGGGGUGGGCGAGGAGGCUGUGGUUGGUGUUGUCUGCUCCUACGAUGACCUGAGCCGCAAGAUGUGGAACCUGAAGGGGGUGCUGCUGCCGGUGAUGGCUGUGCAGGGCAUCCAUCCAGCCCUCCGGUACACAGAU
Nipponia nippon (crested ibis) is the source of this 1800-nucleotide messenger RNA. Lineage: Eukaryota; Metazoa; Chordata; Aves; Pelecaniformes; Threskiornithidae. The record is from RefSeq and is a predicted model, not a curated record.